This is a messenger RNA of Aspergillus sclerotioniger CBS 115572, 1908 nucleotides long. It is a transcript of the gene png1, whose product is annotated as peptide-N4-(N-acetyl-beta-glucosaminyl)asparagine amidase. The record is from RefSeq and is a predicted model, not a curated record. Gene Ontology annotation, cellular component: cytosol; nucleus. Gene Ontology annotation, molecular function: peptide-N4-(N-acetyl-beta-glucosaminyl)asparagine amidase activity. Bases 324 to 1673 code for a protein of 449 amino acids. The transcript is spliced from 3 exons. Gene Ontology annotation, biological process: protein deglycosylation; glycoprotein catabolic process; protein quality control for misfolded or incompletely synthesized proteins. Lineage: Eukaryota; Fungi; Ascomycota; Eurotiomycetes; Eurotiales; Aspergillaceae.
UUAUAUCUCCUGUAGCCUCUACCAUCUGGCUUCAGGAUAUCCUUCCUUGCUCGCCUUCAUCUCUCCGUAGUCGUGGCGGUUACGUUGACCAACGCCAAGCGUGGCGACCGCCUGGCUGGGCUGUGCGACCAUCACACUCGGCCGACCUGACGACGUUCACCUCCCACCUGGCCCCUACCUACCUCACCACCCAUCUCGACCUUGGUGUCUUCCUGGCAUUGGAGACACUCGAUAGUCGAUCUGGGUCCGAGCUCAUCACCAAUUUUAUCGACCUGGAGAUUCCACCUUGCCUCGCUGGCGUCGUUACACUACCCCCUACCACCAUGGCGGACGGUCGACACCACGGUCAGGCAAUGAACCCUGAGAACUUUGACGCCUCCGAACUCACCAAUGCCUUUGAGCAAUUGAUGCGCAACAAGAGAUUCAACCAACUGCAAGAACAGGCUCGAGGCCAAUCCCGCACACAAUCACCUGCGCCCGCGGCCAUGUCCCCUGGCCUGUACCCGCCUCAUCCCUCGCGAGCACCACCACCGCCGCCCCCGACCGCUGCAUACCCCCCUCAAAUGCCACCGCAACCGUCUUCACAAUCACCCCUACUUCGAAGCCUUCCCAUCGUUCCCGCUCCCCCACAAGAUCCGGCUUCUCUAAAAUUUCGCAACCUUCUCCACGUUCUUUCCGUCACUCCCACGAAAUAUGAAAACCCGGGUCUUCUCGAUGAGGCCCUCUCUCACAUCCCGCUCGACCGGCUGUACUCGGAGGCCGAGGACGAAAGUCAGAUCAUGCAGGCCCAAGCAGCUAGUGUCGGAGGGAAACCAGAAUGGGGCUACCAAGACUGCGUCAUUCGGGCGCUGCUCAGAUGGUUUAAGCGAUGCUUCUUCCAGUUUGUCAACAACCCCCGGUGUUCUCGAUGCUCCAUGCCCACGAUCGCACAAGGAAUGACUCCGCCAUCGCCUGAUGAGACGGCCCGCGGUGCCACUCGUGUCGAACUGUACCGAUGCUCCGAAGGCACCUGCGGCGCCUACGAAAGAUUCCCUCGCUACUCGGAUGUAUGGCAAUUGCUGCAGACCCGACGGGGCCGUGCUGGUGAAUGGGCCAACUGCUUCAGCAUGUUCUGCCGAGCACUCGGCGGUCGGGUUCGAUGGGUGUGGAACGCCGAGGACCACGUCUGGACGGAGGUAUAUUCCGAGCACCAGCGGCGCUGGGUGCACGUGGAUGCGUGUGAGGAGGCCUGGGAUCAGCCUCGCCUUUACACUGAGGGCUGGGGUCGACAGAUUUCGUAUUGCGUUGCUUUUUCGAUUGACGGUGCCACGGAUGUCACCCGACGCUAUGUUCGCAGCCCGACAAGACACGGCAAGGCCCGCAACCGCGCUCCUGAGGAGGUGCUGGUGUGGGUGAUUCACGAGAUCCGGAAGAAGCGUCGCGAGAACCUGUCGAAGACGGACCAACGACGCUUGAUGAAGGAGGAUGAGCGGGAAGAACGGGAACUGCGCGCAUACACCGCAUCGGCACUGGCUGCAGAACUGAACAACCUCUUUCCCCGGGAGACUCCUCAGGGACGUCCCGAGGAUCAGAAGACGCCGGUGUCCCGACAGGAUGCUGCCAUGGAGUGGCUCGACACUCGACAGAGGAGCUCUGGGCACUCUGGCCCUGACGGAUCGCAGGACGGCCGGUAACGAAGCGUGUGUUGCGCCCUCACUCUCUUGUCUCCUUGCGGAGGCCGUGCCUCUUGAUCGUACACCGAUCGUCCGCAAGGUACGACGACCAUAAGGUUGGACCAUCUCGAUGCAUGCACGAGAUACGAAUGGCCGCCUUUUAUCGGAUUCAUCGGCACGGAGUUUGACUCCCUACAUAUAGGGAGCGUUCCUAAUGGAAUCUGACACUGCCGGUCCAUACGGACGGAAUCAGGUC